Messenger RNA from Malurus melanocephalus (red-backed fairy wren), 2201 nucleotides. RefSeq names its product Ly1 antibody reactive (gene LYAR). Bases 88 to 1179 code for a protein of 363 amino acids. The transcript has 9 exons. The record is from RefSeq and is a predicted model, not a curated record. Gene Ontology annotation, cellular component: nucleolus. Gene Ontology annotation, molecular function: DNA binding. Lineage: Eukaryota; Metazoa; Chordata; Aves; Passeriformes; Maluridae. Gene Ontology annotation, biological process: rRNA processing; negative regulation of transcription by RNA polymerase II.
GGCGGCGGGAGGCGGCGGCGGCGGCGGCGGCGGCCACUGAGAGUUGCAGUUCUGUGGGAAGGAGGAAGCUCCUAACCACUCGGCAACAUGGUAGUUUUCACAUGCAAUGCGUGUGGAGAAGCUGUGAAGAAAGCACAGGUUGAAAAGCACGUGAACAUCUGCAGAAACUGUCAGUGCCUGUCUUGCAUGGAUUGUGGCAAGGAUUUCUGGGGUGAUGACUAUAAGGAACACGUGAGAUGUGUAAGUGAAGACCAGAAAUACGGUGGAAAAGGUUUUGAAGCCAAAAUUAACAAAGGAGAUGCUAAACAGCAGGAGUGGAUUCAGAAAAUUCAUGAAGUAAUGAAGAAGCCCAACAUAAACCCUAAAGUGCGAAAUGUCCUGGAGCAAAUGCGUACUUUUGAUAACAUUCCAAGAAAAAGAGUAAAGUUUCAGAAUUGGAUCAAAAACAGUUUGAAAAUUAAUGACAGCACUUUGCAAGAUCAGGUGUGGGAUGUUUUUUCAGAAGCAACCAGAAAUAUUUCAAAUGAAAAAGAACAAGACAAGCCACAACAGAAGGAAGAGCGACAGUCUGCAGAAACUGGGGAAAAAACAAUGGCAGAAGAAAAUGGAGUUACAGAUGAUAAAACUGAGAGAAAAAAGAGUAAGAGAGAACGAAAAGAAGAGAGACAAAAGAACAAAAAGAGGGAGAAAAAAGAUUUGAAAUUAGAAAACCAGAUGGAUGUAAAAAAGAGAAAAAAGUCCAAAAAAGGAAAGGAGAGCAUGGARGAUGACUUUGAAAUAAAUGGAAAUGGCAAUCACAGUGAAACAGAAGAGGAAACAAACGUAAAGAAACGCAAACAUAAACAUGUAGAAGAGGAGCCUCAAACCAAAAGAAAGAGGAUGAAAACUGAAAGCAUUUCAGAAGACAUGGAAACAGAAAACAUCAAUGACAACGAAGAAAAUGUGGGAAUAGAGAGAGGUAAAUUCAACUGGAAGGGAACUAUCAAAGCUGUUCUGAAACAGGCUCCAGAUAAUGAAAUUUCAAUUAAAAAACUAAGAAAAAAGGUGAUAGCCCAAUAUUAUGCAGUAGCUGGUGAGCGGCACAAAACAGAAGAGGAGAUCCUWGUCAUAUUCAAUAAGAAAGUGAAUAACAAUCCCAAAUUUAAAGUUCUAAAGGAGAAAGUGAGACUUGUGAAAUAAACCGUUUGCAUACUUUUCAUAGCUGUUGCAUUUUAAUCUUGCUGACGGAGUCGAACUCUUCUGUUAGCUGUACAGAUGCUAUGCAUUGGUCUCAGUUUAAAUGGUGUAUGUGAAGCAAAAUUUAACUUUUAAUAGUGGAUUCCUCCCCUUUUUCUAGAUUUAUCACAGAACAUUUUCAGAUACUUUAUUUUUUGAUUUUAUGGAAAAUGCAUAUUUUUUGGUACAAGUUUUAAGAGGCRUUGAAAGUAAUUGCUGCCCUACUGUAUUAAAAUUCUUCCAGUAAUGAAUAUAAUUUAUAGGCAUGAAUGUUUUUUAGGACCCAGGUUGKGGGGCUUUUUGCAGAAACUAUUUUAAGAGCAAAUAAGAUUUUCAUAUUCAAACCCCCACUCUGGAAUAAAUGUUUUGUUACAAUAAAAUUCAAAAUGGUAUGACUGAUACCCUCUUUCUGCACUGUGGCUAGUGUGUGCAGCCUUUAAUAAACUGUUGAUUCUGUGUUGUAAAAUGUAUAAUUAAAGUGUCAGAUUUGUGUAUGCAAUAUUGCACAUUCAGUGAAAAUGUAUUGCUACUGAAAGUCUUAAUUAGUAAUGCAACUGACUUUAAURUAAGUGGUUAAAUGGACUAAAAAUUGACUGAUGAAAUAGAUUAUUUUAAAAUACAGCYUUAAAUAUAAUGAAGCUUGUCACUUUAUAAUUGCAUAAUAAAUCCACAAAUCAUUUGAAGAGGCUGUUGUAUUGCAAGCACCAGAACAAUUCAGGUAGGCCAGAAAUGUUACAAGUAUGUAAGACACAGCUGCCUGGGGAAAGUUACUUGAAGUUUUAUAGGUUCUUACUUAAAUGUGAAAUUAAUUCCAAAUAGGAAGUUUCCUAUCAUGAUGUAGUCUGUUAAAAACAGCAUUAUAAAGCAGUCAGUGGUAUGGUGUUUUAAAAAAUUGCCUAGUGAUUUCAAGCAGAUGCACUUCUAUACAACUCUAUAGUAAAAAUACCUGAAUUUAUAGAAAUAAUAUAAUAAAAGUAUAAAUAUUA